GUUAAUGUUUCAGACGGAGGGCCAGGGUUUAAAUCUACAUUUCUGUAAAUUUUUGUUCUGUUUGUAAAUGAAUCAAACAUUUUGUUUAUAUAAAAUGUGAAGGAAGCCAACGUUCGAGACUUUAGAGUCAGCUAGAAAUAGUUGAUUUCUAUAAGGAACAUAAAGCGAAAGAUUGAUACCAAGUGGAAGUUUUUAAAAAUAAAAUAAUGACUACGAAGCAACGAAAAUUUUAGAAUGACAUCAACAUUUAGUAGCACUUCUAAUGAUAACCCUCCUAUGAUAAAUGUAAGCGAUGAAGAAUCCAAGCAGACGAUCAAACGUUUACUAAAGAAAUUAUUAAAACUCUUAGGUUCAAUAAAUACUUCUACACAGAACACUCUCGAGAAACACGAGAGAGAGACGGUCGCCUUGGCGUUUUGUAUAGCAACCCAGCUUCUUCACUUUUAUACUUUUGAAACAGACGCAGAAAUUAAUGAACAGGAUGCAAGAAACGUCCAAAUUUUUUUGCCAAGAAUACACGAAGUCAGAAAUUUGAUUACUGCUGAUCGUUUUGACUUUCGACCGAAUGGCCCCAAAAGCGAUACUAAAAAAAGCAAUGCCCGAAAUAUAUCGCCCAGGCUAGACCUAGAAACCAACUCAGCAACAAACAAAACAACAAAGAUUAUGGAGUACGACUCAUCAUCUAAAACUAAACCAGUAGUCGAUUUCGUUCAAGCUGUUGACACGAACAGCGAUACCAAAAAAAUGAAAGCCCAAGAAAUCUCGCCAAGAGCAGAUCUAGAAGCCAAUCCUUUCAUUCUAAGGAAAACGACUUUAGAAUACGACUCGUGUUCUAGCUCUAAACCAGUUGUCAAUGUCGUUCAAACUGUUGAGAAACGAAGUGAUACCAAUAAGAUUAGUGCCCCCAAAAAAUCGCUAAGACUAGAUCUAGAAACCAAUCAUUCCAUGCCAAGGAAAAGAAUUAUACGUUACGAGCAGACUCCUAGCUCUAAACCGGUUCUCAAAUCUAUUCAACCAAAAGACAACAUUGGGAAAGAAGCAAAACAAAAACACUAUGCUAAUAAUAGCGCUUCUUCUAGAUAUUUUGCAGAAGAGAAUAAUUCUCAAUCCAUUAGAGAUUUGAAGAACAACUGGAGUGUUUUAUCAAGAUCUGAAAGCCCGCAAAGUGCUCCAAAUUUGACAGAAGAUCACAGUUCUAACCGUAAACUUUCCAGACGACUAAGUUUGAACCAGACCAGCCUUCCCAAUGUCAGGUCAUCACACCAAUUGCUUUUCGCAGUCUCGCAGAUCAAUAAAUUAGAUCAUCCAAGGUUCGAAUAUGCCCUUUCCAGUGAUUCGAGGAAAAUGCAUCCAAGGUUUCUUCAACAAUUGCCAAACGGAUUAAGUCGCAGUCCACUCAGUCCUGAACUAGAUAAACAAGCUGUGAGAAGAAAUUUCCGUUACCUGAAAACAGAGAUCGACGCCAGAAAGCUGGCCGACUACAUGUUUCAAGGCGACGCCUUCUCGUAUGACGAAAGAACAAUGGUUAGUCAGGCCUCAACAAGGGCAUUAGCCAACGAGCUUUUCUUCAAUUUUCUUAUGGACAACGAAACUGAGAAAGCGUUUGAAGAAUUUAAAAAAGCUUUGGAAAAAGAAUAUCCUCAUGUCGCCAAGGUAUUGGCUGACGAUAUUUUAAAAUGUGUAAGUUCCAAAGAUUUAAAAAGAAGAUAGGCUUCUAAACUAGUUUCAGACGCGUCAUUCAGCCAGCCUUUAAUUUGUUUGUAUUGCGACACGGAUGAGGUUUUGUGACCAGUAUUUCUUGCUAGAAUUCCCGACUUACCAGAAGCAUUCUCAGGACUUUCCUUAAUUUGAAAUAAAAAAAAAAGAUAAUUGCCAGAUAUCAAAGUGAUAUGCUCGCUUGGCUUUGGACACACACUUAUAAGAUUAAUGGUCUUGGACCCCAACACAUGGUCACAAGGUGUCAAGCCACCAAUGAGGAAGCUCGGUACAUAAUUGAAGAGAUAAAGCAGUGGCAGACAGUAAACGCAAUCACCUUCACCUUCACAUAUCCCUUUAUCUGUUGACCCGUUGGGGAACCAAACAAGAUCUGUUGGCCAUCUUUCUCCAUUAGAGGCAUUUAGAGGACAGAAAGAGAGAACGAUCAUACGAUGAAACGUUAACAAUGGCUGAAAAUUGAAAUUGAGGCAGCUGGCUGCCAUAGAAGAUUGUAUAUCAGACAGUUUAGUAUAGUCAGUCUAUCCUAAUUGUAUUUUGGAAUUUUGAAAUGUUCAAAUUAGAAUGAUAAUUUUAUAAGUUGUGUAUAUGUUUCUACUCCGUGCAGUCAAGGAUAUAUUCAUACUCUAGUUUAUUUAUAGCUUGAAUUGCUGAAUGAAAUUAGGUGUGUGCUAUGUUACAUGUUUAAGCACUUGAUGUUCAACGAGCAUGCCAAACAGGUCGGGAGGGUACUAUAUAAUAACAGGGUAAUGUGGUGUAAUUGCGAAGUUGUACAUAUGUAGUGCGCUGAGGUGUAAAUGUAGCUCUUUAAGGUGUAAAUGUAGCACUCUAAGGUAUAAAUGUAGCACUCUAAGGUGUACAUGUAGCACUCUAAGGUGUAAAUGUAGCACUCUAAGGUGUACAUGUAGCACUCUAAGGUGUAAAUGUAGCACUCUAAGGUGUAAAUAUAUUGCUCUAAGGUAUAAAUGUAGCACUUUAAGGUGUAAAGGUAGCACUCUAAGGUGUAAAUGUAGCACUCUAAGGUGUAAAUGUAGCACUCUAAGGUGUAAAUACAUAGCUCUAAGGUAUAAAUGUAGCACUUUAAGGUGUAAAGGUAGCACUUUAAGGUGUAAAUAUAGCACUCUAAGGUGUAAAUGUAGCACUCUAAGGUGUAAAUAUAUAGCUCUAAAGUAUAAAUCUAGCACUUUAAGGUGUAAAUGUAGCACUCUAAGAUGUAAAUGUAGCAAUUUAAGAUGUAAAUGUAGCGCUCUAAGGUGUAAAUGUAGCACUUUAAGAUGUAAAUGUAGCGCUCUAAGGUGUAAAUGUAGCACUUUAAGAUGUAAAUGUAGCGCUCUAAGGUGUAAAUGUAGCAAUUUAAGAUGUAAAUGUAGCGCUCUAAGGUGUAAAUGUAGCAAUUUAAGAUGUAAAUGUAGCGCUCUAAGGUGUACAUGUAGCACUCUAAGGUGUACAUGUAGCGCUCUAAGGUGUAAAUGUAGCAAUUUAAGAUGUAAAUGUAGCACUCUAAGGUGUAAAUGUAGCACUCUAAGGUGUACAUGUAGCGCUCUAAGGUGUAAAUGUAGCACGCUGCAGUGUGAAUGUACAGUUGAACGGAAAUGACGCCAGAGAAGAGGAAGCUGGCUGAACGUGUGUACAUUUGAAGUAUAGGAGUGUUAACAGUAGUCUCACAUUGUGGUGCAAUCAAAAUAUUAAUGCAAGCAAAUAAUUGAAGCAGUCUUUUAUUGAUAAAUGAAUCUCACUUGACCGGACAGGAUGUCAUCUUGGUCGUGUUGUAUGCAAUCUGGACUGUGGUCUCGAUGCUCCAGGGUUCAAACCCUCCACCAUCCCCCUCAGUCCUGCGGGAGGCUUGUGCUAGGAGGUAGUGAUCUUUAAUUCUGAAGGAACAUUUGAAACAUGUCUAACAAAUAGAGUAGCAGUAGCUCUGUUCUCCUGAGAUAACAGGUCCAUCAAGUAAGCGUAAUACUCAAAGGGAAACAUUUUUUCACAUUUUUUUGCGUUGUAAAAAUAUAUAAUCAAAAGAAAAUGGCAUGAACUGGAAGAAUAGGAAUUAACGCUAGGAACUGAACAUAAUUUUCUGAACACGUUACUGUAUGUUAUAUUUUUCUUUCCAGACUAUUUCUUAUUUCUUAAUUUGUACAAUUAAUUUAAAAGACGUUUUUUUUCCGACUCUUUUUCUACGCCAACUUUUUAUUAUAACUUACAAAAUAGAUUUCAGAAUGUGUAGAGAUCUUAAUAUAGACAGGAUUAGGGUUUCACGCUUGACUGCACAUUGUCCAGUAAAAGGUUAAAGCACGUCAACAUUGAAAAUAAACUUUGAUUAUUUUCUGGACUAGCAGCAAUUUAAAAAUAUAACAAUUAAACAAUUUAACCAUUUUAUUUUGCUUUGCCACAAAGCUCAAGCGCUACAAAGGCAGUUACAAAUAAUAAAAAUAUGCAAAUAACUCAAACUCAAAUUAAUAAUUAAACUAGUAGUAACAAAUAAAAAAUAAAAUAAAAACCUUUAUUCAGAAUCCAUUUGUAAAUGUGAGCCUACAGAAAAAAACAAACUAUUGCAUAUAAUAGAAUAGGAAAGGGUCAAGGGUCAUAGCAGAAAGGUCAUUAUUAAAAACUAAAAUAUGUGAAAGAGGACAAGGGGAGGGGAGGGUCUCACUGCUCAUUGUUGGUUUGUUUCGUAUUAUGUUCAGUGUCUCUCGCUAUUCAUUAACUCUUUCCCUACUAACUGACGAGACCAACGUUGAUUUGAGUUCAUUAUAUUAAAUUAAUGUUUGAUUUUA
This is a messenger RNA of Biomphalaria glabrata, 4484 nucleotides long. RefSeq lists its product as uncharacterized. The record is from RefSeq and is a predicted model, not a curated record. Bases 235 to 1710 code for a protein of 491 amino acids. Lineage: Eukaryota; Metazoa; Mollusca; Gastropoda; Planorbidae. The transcript is spliced from 4 exons. Gene Ontology annotation, biological process: regulation of apoptotic process.